UAGGUUUUCUCUCUGCCUAUGGCUCCUCUGGUGAGAUGGAAUGUUGCCACAGCCCCUUCCUAUUAGCCUGAUAUGUUUGUCCAGGUGUCUCCCUCUUCCAUAAAAGAUGGACCUGGCACACACUCAGCAAGUGCUGCAGCAAAGAAAAAUGACACAAAGUGUUUAUUUGAUGAUCUUACUUUUGUAUCUCAGAUUAAUGUUUCCUCUUGCAACUGGAAUUUUUAUGGAGAAGCUUACCAGCAAGUAGCUGUGUACUGAUGAUGUACUGUACACCAAUUCCCUUGCCAGAGCAGAAGAGGAUUUUAAUGCUUCAGACUGCAGAUUCAUUAAUAUUAAGAAGGGCCAAUUGACUUAUGUUUACUCAAAACUAAUGAAUGAAAAAGACUCUGGAGAGUUCUGGCCUGCAAGUAUAAGAGUUGAUCCUUGUGUAUAUGAACAAACUAGAAGUAGAUUAACACACAUGUCAAGAAAUGGAUUGAUAAACCAGCUCAAAGCAGAUGAGGAUUGUUUUAAGGUAUCUAAUUAUACAACUCCUUGCUUGAAGGUUUAUGGAGAACAGUAUGAAGGCCAUAUGGGGACAGCUGGUUAUUUCCCUAGCAGUUUAGUGUCAGAACAACAUGUCUAUCAAGAAGCAAAUAAGACUGUUCCUACAAGGGCAAGGAAUUUACAAAUGCCCAGCUGGCUGCAUAAUUUUACUUGGCUAUGUAAUGCUAAUUUGCUGUAA
Messenger RNA from Poecile atricapillus (Black-capped chickadee), 724 nucleotides. It is a transcript of the gene OTOR, whose product is annotated as otoraplin. Gene Ontology annotation, biological process: cartilage condensation. Lineage: Eukaryota; Metazoa; Chordata; Aves; Passeriformes; Paridae. Gene Ontology annotation, molecular function: protein binding. The record is from RefSeq and is a predicted model, not a curated record. The transcript has 3 exons.